AUGGCCCUGCCUCACGGCCCAGCAGAUGGUGGCCCCCCUCCAGAGGACCCCAGCCCUUCUGAGGGAACCUCGGGGCCUAGCCAGGCCGCAGCCAGCCCAGCAGCCAGCAGGCGACGGGUACUGCUUCGGGAGCUGGAGGCGCAGGUGCAGGCGGCCUACGGGCAGGACCGGGAGCUGCGGCCCGAGGAGAUCGAAGAGCUGCAGGUCGCCUUCCAGGAGUUUGACCGGGACCGGGAUGGCUAUAUAGGUUACCGGGAGCUGGGUGCCUGCAUGAGGACACUGGGUUACAUGCCCACCGAGAUGGAACUCAUUGAGAUCUCUCAGCAGAUCAGUGGCGGGAAGGUAGACUUUGAAGAUUUUGUGGAGCUGAUGGGCCCCAAGCUGCUGGCAGAGACAGCCGACAUGAUCGGGGUCAGGGAGCUAAGGGACGCCUUCAGGGAGUUCGACACCAACCGGGACGGCUGCAUCAGUGUGGGCGAGCUCCGGGCAGCACUGAAGGCCUUGCUGGGGACGCGGCUCAGCCAGCGGGAAGUGGACGAGAUCUUGCAGGACAUGGACCUCAAUGGGGACGGCCUGGUGGACUUCGAAGAGUUUGUGCGAAUGAUGUCUCGCUGA
Molecule: messenger RNA, 615 nt
Organism: Ochotona princeps (American pika)
Lineage: Eukaryota; Metazoa; Chordata; Mammalia; Lagomorpha; Ochotonidae
Product: calcium-binding protein 2
Exons: 6
Coding region: 1-615 (204 amino acids)
Molecular function (GO): calcium ion binding
Source: RefSeq, a predicted model, not a curated record